Pelobates cultripes (western spadefoot toad) is the source of this 534-nucleotide messenger RNA. The record is from the annotation of a GenBank genome assembly. NCBI's taxonomy places the organism in Eukaryota, Metazoa, Chordata, Amphibia, Anura, Pelobatidae.
AUGGGGCCAGUGUCAAAAUAUCUACAAACCAGUGGCCUUCACUUCAAGGUAGCAUGGCAAAUGGAUGAACAUGCAGUUGAUCAACUGAAUAAAAUUGAUGUCAACUAUCUAAAACAAAAAGCUGAAAACUUUGCAAUAAACACCAAUGAGUUGAUGGAUGAAAGUGAUGUUCUCAACUCCUUGGAAGAUGAGACUACGCUUCCAGUUUUAAGAGUGGCACAAAAAAAAUGCUUGGCUGGAGAAUCUUCACAUGAUGAACGACCUAAAGAUGAAAUGCAAUGUUUUCAAGCUAGUGUGCUCAGACCAAUUCUGGACCAAAUCAUACAAAGCAUGACAGAGAGAUUUUCAAAAAAUAAGCAAUUGGUCAUGGAUUCCCACUACUUGGAUCCUCGCACUUUUCAGAAAAUUAGGAUAGAUCCCAAAGAGCUAGAUGGAGGGGCACUAGAGAAAAUGUCUAAGUUAGCCAAAGUAAAUGAAUGUUCUCUCAAAACGGAAUUAAUACGUUUUGCCAACUUAUUUCCAAAUCUUAUAUGA